AUGAAUGAAGUUCAAGAGGCCAAUAAGGUAAAAGAGAAGGAUGCUCCAGUGACAACUCCAGAAACUGCUGGAGAUUCACAAAAGCUAUCAAAUAAGGAAUUAAAAGAAUUGAAAAAGAAGGAAAAAGCAGCCAAAAGGUCUGCUAAAAAACAAGAAAAUGGUAUUUCUAUUGAACAGCAACAAGCUCAAGCUGAAGCUAAGAAAGAAAAGAAACAACAUCAAAGGGAAAAGCAGUUGAAACAACAAGAGGACAAGAAGAUGAAGCAGAUGCAUAAAGAUAAAGAAUCAGUGAUGAGAGGAGAAAAUAAAAGCACAUUGUUUAGUCAUCUAGAAACUACUGCUGAAAGAAGAGCUGCUAUUUUAGCAUUUACUAGUUCUGUCAACUCACCAUUAGCAUCAAAGAUCACAGCAACUGGUCUAGCAAUUCCAACGAUUGCCGGUGUUUUGUCAGGUUCUAAUGUUGCUACAACAUCUCCAUUAGGUCAAAAUGGUUCGAUUGUCCCUUCUACUACAAACGGCUCAGUUGGUGAAAUUGAAACAAGCAGCAAAGCUCCAAGUGUAUCCGAAAUGGCUAAAUCUUUAGCUGACUUCACUUUACACGAAGAAGAAAACUCCAUUGUACCAGGUGUUACCUCAGUCGUCCCACAUUCUUUAGAGAACAACAUUAACACUUCUCAAUUUUCGACCGUGGUUAAAGAAAUUUUAAUUAAUAAAGAUUUAAUUCAUCCAGUAAUUGUUAAGUUAACAUCAUCAUUAGCUCAAUAUAAAAUCGUAGGGUCGAUUCCACGUUGUAUUGCAAUGUUAGAGGCUUUUCAAAUUGUGAUCGAAGAUUACCAAACUCCACCAGGAACUACAUUAUCGCGUAAUCUAACUAAUUAUUUAUCUCACCAAAUUGAUGUGCUUACCAAAGCCAGACCCUUAAGUGUAACUAUGGGUAACGCUAUUAGAUGGUUGAAGCAAGAAAUUUCUCUUAUCGACCCAUCAACUCCUGAUAAAGAGGCUAAAAGAGAUUUAUGUGAAGCCAUUGCUCAAUUUGCUCGUGAAAAAAUUGAACUUGCUGAUAGAUUAAUUAUUGAAAAUGCUUCUCAGCAUUUAACUGAUGGCUCAUCCAUUGUUACAUAUGGUGCCUCAAAAGUGUUAAAGGACUUAAUUAUUGAAAAUGCAGUUGUUAAAAAAAAGGAUAUAGAAGUUACUGUUGUUGAUUCCAGACCGUUAUUUGAAGGCAGAAAAAUGGCUGAAUUUUUAAGAAGAAACGGUGUUAAAGUAACCUAUGCUCUAAUUACCAGUUUGGAUACUAUUUUCAACAUGAAAGUGGAUUAUGUAUUUUUAGGUACACAUUCAAUUUUAUCCAAUGGUUUCUUAUACUCCAGGGCUGGUACCGCAAUGGUGGCAAUGAGUGCAAAGCAAAAAAAUAUUCCAGUUUUAGUUUGCUGUGAAAGUUUGAAAUUUUCACAAAGAGUACAAUUGGAUAGUGUUACGUACAAUGAAUUAGCUGAUCCAAAUGAUCUAGUUAAUAUUAAUUAUAGCAAUCCAUCACAAAAAUAUGGCAACACUGGUUCUUUACUACAGCGUUUUGUUCAAGAACGUGAAGCUGCCAGAGAAAAGGAUGAAGUUGACAUGAACCAAAAGGGUAAAAAAUCCCAAGCACCUAGUAAUAAAGGCAAAGAUAAGGAGACUGCAAAUGAUGAUGCCGAUAUCAAUAAGAAUAUACUUGACAAUUGGCAGAAAUCUCCAAAUCUAAAUAUCAUUAACAUUCUAUAUGAUCUUACUCCACCUGAUUAUAUUAAAAAGAUUAUUACUGAAUUUGGUGCAUUGCCACCUUCAUCAGUGCCUGUUAUUCUUAGAGAAUACAAAGGUUCCGCAUAA
Molecule: messenger RNA, 1866 nt
Organism: Tetrapisispora phaffii CBS 4417
Lineage: Eukaryota; Fungi; Ascomycota; Saccharomycetes; Saccharomycetales; Saccharomycetaceae
Gene: GCD2
Product: translation initiation factor eIF2B subunit delta
Exons: 1
Coding region: 1-1866 (621 amino acids)
Source: RefSeq, a predicted model, not a curated record